Dichomitus squalens LYAD-421 SS1 is the source of this 858-nucleotide messenger RNA. RefSeq names its product Bin3-domain-containing protein. Gene Ontology annotation, molecular function: snRNA binding; RNA methyltransferase activity; S-adenosylmethionine-dependent methyltransferase activity. Gene Ontology annotation, biological process: snRNA modification. Lineage: Eukaryota; Fungi; Basidiomycota; Agaricomycetes; Polyporales; Polyporaceae. The transcript is spliced from 6 exons. Bases 1 to 858 code for a protein of 285 amino acids. The record is from RefSeq and is a predicted model, not a curated record.
AUGACUAGGGUCCCGACACACGGAAACUACCAUGGGUACUACAACAAGCGACCGGCCACAAACGACCCGAGACUUGGACUCGUUCCUCGAGGUCUGUUUGUCGGGGCGCGUGUCCUCGACGUUGGCUGUAACGAAGGACUAGUGACCUGUGAGAUAGCGCAGAACCUCCACGCCAAACGUGUCAUCGGUGUGGAUAUUGACGACACGCUUGUCAGCGCUGCGUGGAAACACCGGCGAUCCGUCUGGAGCCAACAAGGACCCACGCAUCGAGAAGACACGCAGGAAGAUGUCAGGGAGUCGAGCACAUCUGAUAGUAGAAAACGACGGCGAAUAUCUAACUCGGAUACAGAAGCAGCCUUGUCCAGUCAAGGAGGACUGGCAAACUACUUCCCCGUUUCAUUCGAGCAUAUGUUCGGUCCCUUGCCAAUACCUGCAUCGGGGGCGAACAAGGAUGUCGCCGACAUCUUUCCGCACAACGUCACCUUCCGCACCGCCGACUGGGUGAAGGAAGGAAUCCCAGAAGAUGCGGAAGGUUACGAUGUCAUCGUUGCAUUCUCCAUCUCUAAAUGGAUCCAUCUCAAUGGCGGGGAUGAGGGCUUGCGGACUUUCUUCCGUCGUGUCCAUGAAGUACUAAACCCAGGGGGUACCUUCGUCCUUGAGCCGCAAGAAUGGGAUACGUACGGAAAAGCGAAGCGCAUGGAUUCACGGCUCAAAGAGAAUGCCAGACACUUACUGUUGCGACCAGAUGACUUCGGGCGUGUGCUGCAGGAGAUUGGCUUUGGACCAGCAGAGCACCUGGGGGAGGCAGGGGAAGGGGGAUUCCGACGCCCAAUAGACAUCUAUCGGAAGAUGCAGUGA